Magallana angulata is the source of this 1939-nucleotide messenger RNA. RefSeq names its product acetylcholine receptor subunit gamma-like. Lineage: Eukaryota; Metazoa; Mollusca; Bivalvia; Ostreida; Ostreidae. The transcript has a single exon. Gene Ontology annotation, cellular component: synapse; membrane; neuron projection. Bases 110 to 1270 code for a protein of 386 amino acids. The record is from RefSeq and is a predicted model, not a curated record. Gene Ontology annotation, biological process: nervous system process; chemical synaptic transmission; regulation of membrane potential. Gene Ontology annotation, molecular function: transmembrane signaling receptor activity; neurotransmitter receptor activity; extracellular ligand-gated monoatomic ion channel activity.
UGAUAUAAAAGGUACGACUUUUGUUAAAGUCUUUUAAAGAAAAUGUUCAGUUAGAAAAACAUAUACUUUAAACAUUUAGAAAGAACACUUCAUUACGUAUCAUCCGGCGAUGAAGGUUUGUUUAUUAUUAUACUGUUUGAUUUAUGGAGGGAAAGGAUACACAAUCUUAAAUGAGACCAAACUUCACGAGGAUAUAUUUAAGAACUAUGACAGGGGGCUCCGGCCAGGAGAGAAUCGAACUAUGCCCACAGAAAUUGGUGUAUUCUUCUAUAUGACCAGUCUCAAAGAGCUUGUAGAAAGUGACGGCAAAAUCGGUAUAGUAGGUACUCUUGGUUUAGAAUGGACAGAUGUUCGACUCGUUUGGGAGCCAACCCGUUAUGGAGAUCACCUUCAUCAAACUACUGUUUUUGUUCAUGCCAUUUGGACGCCGUAUAUAGUCCUUUGGAAUCCAUAUGAUAAAAUUAAAUCCGUUCUUUCAAACAAACGUUUUUGUAAGGUCUGGACUGAUGGAUACAUCCACUGCUUACCACAGAACAUUUUGGAGGCUUCGUGCGAUGCCGACGUUACAUUUUAUCCCUUUGAUUCGCAGACUUGUACGUUGCAGCUAUAUGCUCCAGGAUAUUUAUCUUCAGACAUCACCUUCCGGCCCAUAUCGCCGACGUUUAAAAUGGAUUUUUAUGAGGAGAAUGGACUGUGGUCUGUAGAACGAACUAGGAUCUAUGUACACACUCAACAAAUUGAGAAUAUAAACUUUGAAAUUCUGAGAUUGGAAAUAACAUUGCAACGAAGAAGCACUUACUACAUAGUGAUUCUUUUGCCAAUCUUUUUGAUAAACUUCAUGCAUAUCUUGGUUUUUGCGUUGCCUAGAAAUUCAGGUGAGAGAGUAGGAUUUUCGAUCACUGUUCUUUUAACCGAGGUUCUAUUCCUUACUAUGAUUCAGGAAAAACUACCGGAAGCUUCUGAACCGGGUAUAUCAUACUUGAUCUAUAAAUUGUUGGUAGACUUGCUGCUUAGCUAUUCAAUAAUGGUGGUAGUGGUGGUGUCGAGCAAUUUUUAUCAGAGAGAAGACGCCGAAGAACAAGAGGAAUGUACAAAAACGGAGAGUGGAUUCGCAAAGUUGUUAUGCACGAGGAAACAAAGAAAAGGAGACAAACGUUUUUGGAAAGAUGCUGCUGGAAAAGCCACUGACAAAUUAUGUUUGAUUUCGUUUUUAAUUCUGUUCGCAUUAAACAAUAUAGUUUAUUUUGGUGCAGUGGCGGCUAAAGCUUGAUUUUGAUUCCAUAAGAAAAAAUGUUUUUAUUCGAAAUAUCUGAUCGGUCUAUUAAUUUAACAGAUACCAAGAACUAUUUUAACAGAAUAGAUGAAUGCUCGUGUUUUCAAAAAAAAUUGCUUAUACAGUUUUUGACACCUAAGACAUCAUAUAAAAAAAUACUUGGCAUUUUGUUAUAACAUUUAUGAUAACAAAUUUAUAUUUUGGCCAUUACGCUUAUUAUUACAGUAAUGCGAUACUAUAGGUAGCGGUCGAAGCCAGUAUUCUUAUAUAAAGUAAAUUUCUAAAUAUAUAUACUGGUAUAUUAAAGAAAUAAGUAGCUUACAGUAGUUUUACUGUUUUCAAACGAGUAUUGUAUAAAAACCCUUUUUUAUUGUAUAAAAAUGCAAUAGACAUUACCAAUAUAAAAAUGAAUUUUCAUAUAUUGUAUUCUUUAUAUGCUUCAACGAAUGAAUGUAUGAACUUUCUUGCGCAUAGUAGUUCAUAUCUAACUCAUUCCCUAAAAUAUGCGCAUCACGAUUGGUUGGUGUCAAUUUUACGAUUUAACAUUAAAACGAAACCACUUGUAUCUUAUGUAUUUAAUUAAGCCAAUACAUAUGAUUAUAUGCUCUAUAUUACAUAUCUGAUACCUGUGGAUAAUGCACAUGAAAAUAAAGUAUAUAAACAAUU